GGCAGGAACUGGGCGGGCGGGCGGCUCCGAGAGCAGCCGAAACCCGGGCCAGAGCCACCGGCAGUAAGCUUGGAGCCCAGCGGGGCUGGUACCCAAAAGCCCCGGGCCAGCGGGACACUGUGGGUGAGCGCGGGUCGGGGGCCGUCCGGAAUCUACUAUGAACUCCAAAAAGAAAGGGAGCCCCGCGCGGACUCAUUCCAUGAUGUCCCUGUCGGUGCGGCCGCAGCGCCGCCUGCUCAGCGCCCGGGUCAGUAGGAGCCAGUCCUUCGCAGGCGUCCUCGGCAGCCACGAGCGCGGGCCCAGGAGUUUCACCGUCUUCAGCCCACCAGGGCCUCCUCGGAAGCCCCUAGUGCUCUCCCGAGUGUCCAGGAUGUUUUCCGUGGCUCACCCAGCCCCCAAGGUGCCACAGCCAGAGAGGCUGGACUUGGUGUAUGCUGCCCUUAAGCGGGGACUGACGGCCUAUUUGGAAGUGCAUCAGCAGGAGCAGGAGAAGCUCCAGCGGCAGAUAAAGGAGUCCAAGAGGAAUUCCCGCCUAGGCUUCCUGUAUGACUUGGACAAGCAAGUCAAGUCCAUUGAACGUUUCCUUCGACGGCUGGAGUUCCAUGCCAGUAAGAUUGAUGAGCUGUAUGAAGCAUACUGUGUCCAGCGGCGUCUCCGGGAUGGUGCCUACAACAUGGUUCGUGCCUAUAGCACAGGGUCCCCAGGGAGUCGAGAGGCCCGAGACAGUCUGGCCGAGGCCACUCGAGGGCAUCGGGAGUACACAGAGAGCAUGUGUCUUCUGGAGAACGAGCUGGAGGCACAGCUGGGCGAGUUUCAUCUCCGGAUGAAAGGGCUGGCUGGCUUCGCCAGGCUGUGUGUGGGCGAUCAAUAUGAGAUCUGCAUGAAAUAUGGCCGACAGCGCUGGAAACUGCGAGGCCGAAUAGAGAGUAGUGGAAAGCAGGUGUGGGACAGUGAAGAGACUGUCUUUCUUCCUCUACUCACAGAAUUCCUGUCAAUCAAGGUAACAGAACUGAAGGGCCUGGCUAACCACGUAGUUGUAGGCAGUGUCUCCUGUGAGACCAAGGACCUAUUUGCUGCCCUGCCCCAGGUCGUGGCUGUGGACAUCAAUGACCUUGGCACCAUCAAGCUCAGCCUAGAAGUCAUAUGGAGUCCGUUUGACAAGGAUGACCAGCCCUCAGCUGCUUCCACAGUGAACAAAGCUUCCACUGUCACCAAGCGAUUUUCCACAUACAGCCAGAGCCCACCAGAUACACCCUCACUUCGGGAGCAGGCCUUCUAUAACAUGUUACGGCGGCAGGAGGAGCUAGAGAAUGGGACAGCAUGGUCCCUGUCUUCCGAAUCUUCAGAUGAUUCAUCCAGCCCACAGCUCUCAGGCACUGCUCGCCACUCAUCAACUCCCAAGCCUCUGGUGCAACAGCCUGAGCCCCUGCCCAUCCGAGUUGCCUUCCGAAGGCCAGAGACCCUCAGCUCCGGUUCCAUGGAUGAAGAGCCAGCUGUGGCCCCAACCCUGGUCAAUGGGCACACCCCUUACAGCCGGACUCUCAGCCACAUCAGCGAGGCCAGUGUGGAUGCUGCCUUGACUGAGUCUGUGGAAGCUGUGGCCUCAGAAAACCUCACCCCAGGACCUAGACCACUUGCAUAUCCUGAUGCCACCCAUGUGGAGCAUUUCAGUGGUGUUUCUCCUGUCGUAGACACUGGCCAUUCUGCCACAAGACCCACCCUCAGUACAGCUGGCCCUGCCCCCACCUUAACAGCCCCUGCCCCAUCUGCACAGAUAGACCUAGUUCACAAAGCCACAGACUCUGGCUCUUCUGAGUUGCCAAGCCUCACACACACUACUACAGACCCUACCUGUAGGGCGGGAAGCCCUCUCAACAGUGUUCCAAGCCUAACGACCACUGCUAUAGGUCCUGCCCACAAACCCACACCCUCUACCCUCUCGUCUACAGGCUCUAUCCCCAGUGCUACAGGCCCAGUCCAGGCUACCACAAGCUCUCCUCACACUACCCCAACCCCCACCCGUACCACUGUAAGCCUCACCCACACUACCGCAAGCCCCACACAUAGCACUCCAAGCCCCGUGCACGCUACCACAAGCCCUGCCCAUACCACUGUAAGUACUGCCUGCACUACUCCAAGCCCUGCCGAUGCUAAACCAAGCCCCAGUCAAAGUACCACUAGCCCUACCCCAAAACCCAGGAUGUCAACUCCUACCACUACAAGUCAUACCACCAGUGCUGUGGGCCCAGUCCAGACCACUACAAGCCCCAUUUCUACAGCUGAAAGCGCUUCCCUUUCUAUAGACCUUGCUAUAAUUUCCAGCUCCUCUGCAGACCCCACAGUCCCAGGAACUGAACCUCUAUCCUGUAAUCACCCAGCCUCCACUCCCUACACUAAAACAGACCCCACAGCACCUCCCAUCUCUUCUGCUUCGAAGCCCCUCACAAGUCCUGCCCCAGGUUCCCCAGAACAAAUCCUUAAGAGCCCAAGUUCUUCCUCACCCAUAGCCCCUGCACCCCAACAUUCAGAACUCAGCCUGACCACAGCUGCUCAAGUUCCAGUCACUGAAGCAACUGGAGGUGCUGGGGACAGAAGGCUUGAAGAGGCUCUGGGGACCCUAAUGGCUGCCCUGGAUGACUAUCGAGGCCAGUUCCCUGAGCUGCAGGGCCUGGAGCAGGAGGUGACUCGGCUGGAGAGUCUACUCAUGAGACAAGGCCUGACUCGAAGCCGGGCCUCCAGUCUGAGCAUCACUGUGGAGCAUGCCCUGGAGAGCUUCAGCUUCCUCAAUGAUGAUGAAGAUGAAGAUAAAGACAAUGAUGAUCCUGGGGACAGGCCCACAAGCAGCCCAGAGGUUGUGGCAGAGGACAGACUAGAUUCAUCAAAUGCCCAGUCUCUAAGCACAGGGUGUCCAGCCCUGGAUGCCACUUUGGUCCAGCACCUGUACCACUGCAGCCGCCUCCUGCUGAAACUGGGCACAUUCGGGCCCCUGCGCUGCCAGGAGGCAUGGGCUCUGGAGCGGCUGCUGAGGGAGGCACGUGUGCUCGAGGUAGUGUGUGAGCGCAGCAAGCUGUGGGGGAAUUCUGCCACAUCUGCCCAGGAAGUGGUGCAGUUCUCUGCCUCUCGGCCCGGCUUCUUGACCUUUUGGGACCAGUGUACAGAGGGACUCAGCCCUUUCAUCUGUCCUGUGGAGCAGGUGCUCCUCACUUUCUGCAGCCAGUUUGGUGCCCGUCUUUCCCUGCGCCAGCCAGGCUUAGCCAAGGCUGUGUGUGUGAAGUUCCUGGAAGACGCCCUGGGGCAGAAGCUGCCCAGGAGGCCCCAGCCGGGUCCUGGGGAGCAGUUCACCAUCUUCCAGUUCUGGAGUUAUGUAGAAGCCUUGGAUAGCCCCUCCAUGGAUGCCUACGUGACAGAGACUGCAGAGGAGGUGUUGCUGGUACAGAAUCUGAACUCCGAUGACCAGGCUGUUGUGCUGAAAGCUCUGAGGUUGGCACCAGAGGGACGCCUUCGAAGGGAUGGGCUUCGGGCUCUUAGCUCCCUGCUGGUCCAUGGCAACAACAAAGUCAUGGCAGCCGUCAGCACUCAGCUUCGGAGCCUGUCACUUGGUCCCAUCUUCCGGGAAAGGGCUCUUUUGUGCUUCCUGAACCAGCUUGAGGAUGAGGAUGUGCAGACCCGAGUGGCUGGAUGUCUGGCUUUGGGCUGUAUCAAGGCUCCUGAGGGCAUUGAGCCCCUGGUGUACUUGUGCCAAACAGACACAGAAGCUGUGAGGGAAGCUGCCCGACAGAGCCUACAGCAGUGUGGGGAAGAAGGACAGUCCGCUCAUCGACGGCUAGAGGAGUCUCUGGAUGCUCUGCCCCGCAUCUUUGGGCCCAGUAGCAUGGCCAGCACAGCAUUCUGAACUCUCCAAUCAUCGGUUCCCAGUGCUCCUUCCCCCAUUUUCAGGGUUCACCAGGCACUGCUGGGAGGGUGAGGGCUGGUUCCAGUCACCUCCCCAUAAGCUCCUAUCAAUGAAAAUCUAAUAUAUUCUUCUGUUACCCCUGGGGUUGGUAGAGAGACUGAAAUGAAGUGCCUCCCAGCCUUGGUUCUGCAUAUCCUUCGCCACAGAUAGUGUCAGGGGCCUGGCCAUCUGGUCAUCUUGCUCUGCCUCUCCACAUCCCUUGGUUUUUGUAUUUUAUUUACAGAGUUUUACAGAAAAUAAAAGGCAAAAUGUGUUUCCUA
Meriones unguiculatus (Mongolian gerbil) is the source of this 4212-nucleotide messenger RNA. RefSeq names its product RHO family interacting cell polarization regulator 1 (gene Ripor1). NCBI's taxonomy places the organism in Eukaryota, Metazoa, Chordata, Mammalia, Rodentia, Muridae. The record is from RefSeq and is a predicted model, not a curated record. The coding region runs from base 158 to 3892 and encodes 1244 amino acids. The transcript has 22 exons.